GUCUUAGAGCGAUCAUUGUGUAGUUUGACUUAAUAUUAUUGUAAAUUGUGUAUAAAGAUUAAAUAAAUAAUAAUUGUAUUUAUAACCCCAGUGAGCAAGCCGAAGGCGACUGUGGCAAGGAACACAAAACUCCACAAGAUGUUGGUUAAUGGAGAAAAAUAACCUUGGGAGAAACCAGACUCACUGUGGGGACCACUUCCCCUCUGGCUAACCAGCAUGAAUGUAAUGCCAAUAUUAGUUAUUUAUGUGCAGUGCAGGUCAUGGUUUAAAAUUAGUAAACUAAGUAAACGUUAAGGGCCAGUGUUUAAAAAAAAAAAAAAAAAAAAAAAAUACGUUUAUGAACUAUUAGAUUAAUGACUAAUGACUUUGAAGUCCAUCCUGGAUUAACUGCAGAAGUUCACAUAGAUGCAUUGUCCUUUGUUAGUUGGCUGAUGAAGGCUUUUGUUGGCAAUUAAAUUAUAGUCUAUAUAUUCCAUUUCAAGAGUGUAGUCCAUCAAUAGACAAAGGUGAUGCAGGCAGAGAUUAAUGAGGUCCAUCGCAGCUCAACCGGUAGGUCAUUUUGGUGGGGUCCAUCCUAAGUCCAAGGUUCAGACAGUGGCAUAUGAAUUAUCCAGUGUCUUACAGUUGGAGUUGGCAUCAGUUCAUCCUCUGGAGUCCAUCGUAAAAGACUGAAGUGAUGUCUGCUAGCACCGGCUGCAUUUAGUUGUCAUCACUCAUAGACACGUAGCAGUGGAGUCUGACACCAAGCAGGAACGGAGCUCGAUCUGGCCGAGGUUGAGACAGGGAAACAAAUAGAAUAGUAUUAGCGUAGAUGUCAUUCAAUUUUAUGCAGAGUUAUAAAUCAUGAUAGAUGUUUCUGGUUCCGGCGGACCUAACUAAAGCAGCCUAAUUAUGGGGAUUAUUCCAUGAAUGCCUGGAUACUGUUAUUGUUAGCUGAUGUCGCUGGGCUCUGAGGGCAUCACCGUGGCGAUGACAGCUCUGUUCCGAGGAAAAUGGGGUUUCAAGACUCAAGAGGCCCCCAAAUCUCGGAUGCCUCCGGCCUACCUGGCUAGUCCAGAUGAAGAUGAUGACGAUGAGGAUGCAUUAUCCACCAGCGCUCCAAUUCGCAGGAAUUCACGUUUUUACCGCUCAAUGAGAAAGAAAAAGUUAUCCUCAUCUUCAGAACAGGCAGAAAGCCCCUCCUCCUCUCCUAAACCAGCUGUGGACCCCGCCUCCUGCAAUAGGCUCAGCCCCUCUGCGGCAUAUCAGUCCCCCCUCUCUCCCAGAAUGCACCAUCCACCUUCUCGCUCUGGAAUCUUGUUGCUGAGCAACGGGAGUACUGUUCUGGGAGGAUCUCGGUCUCGGUCUCCAUUGGCGACGCCGGGAGAUUGGUCGCGUAGACAAGAAAUGGAAGAGCUGAGUGAACGGACAACAAGUGCCUGCACGGUGCAGGACAAUGAUUUUCACAACACUGCCGACUCUGACAACAUCACUCUCCGGUUGAUGAGGAAUGGUGACUGUCCACAGAAGAUGGCAGUGGAGAGUUCCUGCCGCAAUCUCAACAUUGUGAAAAAUGUUGAUGUUCUGUAUCAAGAAUACCGCGACACCUCUAAGCAGCAGGAGAUCGAGCAGCGACGGCAAAGGGAUGGGCUUCCAACUGCAGGGUCAGGGUUCACGGCUGCACCUACAUUGCAGCUUCAGUUGAGGAACAGUGCACAUUCGCUCAGCCUCUGGCAAAACUUGGAGGCUGUGAAGGACAGUGGACUACUGAAAACACUGGAACCAAAAGAGAUAAUAGUGCAGGAGGCCAUGUUUGAAUUGGUGACCUCCGAGGCAUCGUACUACAAAAGUCUGGAGCUGCUAGAGACACACUUUCUACGCAACCCUCUUCUUGUCAACACUUUAAGUCAAUCAGAUAUGCACUUCUUGUUCUCAAACAUUAAGGACAUCAUGAAGGCAAGCGAGAGGUUCCUCAUGGAUCUAGAGCACAGGAUCGAAGAGUCUAUCCAGAUCUCAGAUGUGUGUGACAUUGUUCAUUUUCACGCUGUUAACUACUUCCAAGCUUUCAUCAGCUAUGUCAUCAACCAGGCAUAUCAGGAGAAGAACUACCGACGGAUACUACAGGAAAAUUCUCUUUUCCGGGAGAAUAUGUCCAUUCUGGAGAAUCAGCCUAAAGUGAAGGGCCUCUCAUUUACCUCUUUCCUCAUCCUCCCUUUUCAGCGAAUCACACGACUCAAAUUACUUGUUCAGAAUAUUCUUAAGAAGGUGGAAGAAAAUUCAGAGAGAGAAAAGACUGCUAUAUUGGCUCAUCAAGAGUUGGAAAGGAUUGUGAAGGAGUGUAAUGAAGGCGUGCGGAAGAUGAGUCGCACUGAGGAGCUGAUCAGCAUCGAAAAAACACUUGAAUUCAAGUUAAAGUCAGUGCCUGUGAUUUCACACUCUCGCUGGCUCCUGAAGAAGGGUGAAGUCCAGCAGAUGUCUGGACCCAAGAGCACUAGGACCAUGCGCAGCCGCAAGCUCUACCACCCCAUUUACCUGUUCCUGUUUAAUAACCUGCUGCUCAUCACUAAACGCAGCUCCAGUGGAGAGAAGUACCAGGUUCUGGACUCUUGCAGUCGCUCCAUGUUGAGGACUGAAGAUCUGGAAGAUCAGGGUCAAAUGUUGGCAUGUGCUUUUGUGCUGAAACUACUGGAGAACCAGGAGGACAGACAAGUCAGCUACAUGCUCAAGACUGAAAGCAUGAGCGAUAAACUGCGCUGGAUAUAUGCUUUGACUCCAAACCGCCGUACAAGGUUCCUCUCAACCAGUGCUCACCAACCAGAUUCUCCUCAGGUACAGUGCAUUCAGUCCUAUUCCUCUCAGGAGCCUGAUGAACUUUCUGUAGAAAUGGCUGAUGUGCUUCACAUUGUGGAGUCUACUGAUGAUGGCUGGAUGUUGGGUGAAAGGUUGCAUGAUGGAGAACGGGGUUGGUUCCCAAUCCGUGUUGUAGAGAGGAUUAUGAGCGCUGAAGUUCGGGCUCAAAACCUGAAAGAGUGUCAACGGAUUCAACAGGCUCAGGAAGGAGCGCAGGGGACCAGAGCCGCCUCUAGGGGGCGCCGUGCAGCUAAGAGUCCCCAGUACACUCCAUCCUGGACUGACCUGUAGAUUAGGAGCAAGAAAUGACAUCCCAUUUGUUCGCUCAUUCCUGACCCAGUAACCAGAAAGUAAUACCAUCUAGAUGUCACAGUUGCAUUGGAUCCAUGGGCUUUGGUCACCGCUAGUCAUUAUAUGUCCAGUGUUUAACAAAUACAUGUCUGGUGUCAUACUUUUGACUUGGCAGAGUCUUGAAACAGCUCUUGCACUAUAAGCACUUGUAUUUUUGAAUCGCUGCUUCCAUUGAGUCAUAACACACUGUAUGCAUGAAGGAUUUCAACUUAUGCAAUCAUAUACAGGAACCAGUUUCCAAAGUUCACACAUAUGAGAUGAACUGAAAGCAGGAGGUAGGGGAAACGAAAGAAAAUAAAUACUAUGUCAGGACUUUUGUAAAGACAUUAUGCUCCUCUUCAAAAGGAAUGUAUUAAUGUGUAUGGUCUCACCUUACUGACAAUACAGGUUUAUAUUUUUUACCUCUGAGGACAAGAGGAUGUACUGUACCAUAUGGAGCUCAUUCUCCUCCCAUAAACUUGAAGAUCAAAAAAAAAAAAAGGAGAUAAAAAAAAAGUUUGCAAAUAUCUGGCUUUUUAUUGGAAUUGUUUGUGAAUAUGUUGUCCUUGAACAUGGAAGUAUGCAAAGCAAAUGAAGGAAAAUAAGAUGUUUAAGAUUUGCACAAGUUGCAUGAAAGUGUUUGACACAAGUACAAUCACACACAUACACAUAAAA
This is a messenger RNA of Myxocyprinus asiaticus (Chinese sucker), 3834 nucleotides long. Its product is annotated as ephexin-1-like. Lineage: Eukaryota; Metazoa; Chordata; Actinopteri; Cypriniformes; Catostomidae. Gene Ontology annotation, molecular function: guanyl-nucleotide exchange factor activity; protein binding. The transcript is spliced from 16 exons. The record is from RefSeq and is a predicted model, not a curated record. Bases 937 to 3120 code for a protein of 727 amino acids. Gene Ontology annotation, biological process: activation of GTPase activity.